Cucumis melo (muskmelon) is the source of this 669-nucleotide messenger RNA. RefSeq names its product LOB domain-containing protein 25-like. The record is from RefSeq and is a predicted model, not a curated record. Bases 5 to 538 code for a protein of 177 amino acids. NCBI's taxonomy places the organism in Eukaryota, Viridiplantae, Streptophyta, Magnoliopsida, Cucurbitales, Cucurbitaceae. The transcript has a single exon.
GACGAUGUCUUCUUCCACCUACUCUAAUUCUCCCUGUGCAGCCUGCAAGUUCCUACGUCGAAAAUGCCUACCGGAUUGUGUUUUUGCGCCAUAUUUUCCACCCGAAGAGCCUCAAAAGUUCGCCAAUGUUCACAAGAUCUUUGGUGCCAGUAACGUCAGCAAACUGUUGAACGAAGUCCAGCCGCAUCAGCGGGAGGAUGCCGUGAACUCGCUCGCCUACGAGGCCGAGGCAAGGAUGAAAGACCCUGUCUAUGGCUGUGUUGGCGCCAUCUCUAUACUCCAAAGGCAAGUCAUCAAACUCCAAAAAGAGCUCGAUGCUACUAACGCCGACCUCAUUCGCUAUGCCUGCAGUGAAAUGCCAGCCCCAUCUCCGUCUUCUUCGUCACAAUAUGCUCGAAGGUCGUCGUCAACAAGCCACGAGGGAAGCUCGUCUACCUCUAGCUAUGGUCAUUACUAUACUGGUCUCUACUUUUCUCCAUGGAGUAACAACAAUAAUGGCCCUUGUGGAGAUGGCCAUGACAAAGGAGAAUACAAGUAAAUAUUUUUCAUCAAUUGAUAUCAUUAUCUUUAUAAUUUGAAUCAUCACAAGGGAUAUAAUAUCAUAUGCUGAUGUGGGUGUGAAAAUUUUAUGAUAUUUUGAUCAUAAAUACAAUCGAUAAUUACAAAUCA